This is a messenger RNA of Trichosporon asahii var. asahii CBS 2479, 912 nucleotides long. RefSeq lists its product as uncharacterized. NCBI's taxonomy places the organism in Eukaryota, Fungi, Basidiomycota, Tremellomycetes, Trichosporonales, Trichosporonaceae. Bases 1 to 912 code for a protein of 303 amino acids. The record is from RefSeq and is a predicted model, not a curated record. The transcript is spliced from 3 exons.
AUGGCCAAGACAGUGCUCCAGCUUCAGGACCUCGUCGCGAAGCUGGAGAACGAGUUGGAACUCUCCAAGUUCCUGAACAAGGGUGUCUUACAGACGAACCUUGAGUACAAGGCGCGAAUAGCGGACCUCGAGUACGAAAACGACGUGCUGCGCAAGGCGGAGUCGCGGCUCGCAGCAACCGAGGAAGACCUCGAGCGGGCUGUCGCAAAAGCCGAAGCGCUCGAGGACCGCCUUGUCGAGGAGGAAAGGCGCACGCAGGCCGCUUUGCAGCGCGAGGCUGCGGCCCUGGAGAAGGCCUCCGCUGCCGCCGCCCAGCGACCACGCAGCAGCAAUGGCAGCACGAUGACGUUCCAGGACAAGCUGAGGAAGGUUGAGUGGGAGGCCGAGUGGGAGGAUACCAUGCGCGGCAUCGAGGAGGAGAAGGCGGAGUGGCAACAGAAGUACGAGCAGCUCUCAAGCCUGCUUGCGCCCGUCAUCAACGCCCUCAACGAGGGAAGAUCGAUCGGCAUGACCCCGAAGCGGCUGAAGACGGCCCCGAAAGGACGUCCCAGCGUCAACGGACGGAUGAACGGCGCGAACGGCACAAAUGGCCAUCUCACGAACGGUCGCGCCCAUCUCGUCAACGGCAACGGGCGCUCCACCCCACACACCGCCCGCCCAGCCUCACGCCCUUCGACGACUACAUCCGCCUCUACGUCCUCCUCGCGUCCUGCUAUUCAAAACCGCAAGUCUGGAAGCGACAAUGACGAUGACUUCUUCCACCCGAAAUCGACUCCUGGUAGAAUCACGAAGGCGAGCAAGAUCGGUGGACAGCAGAGCGUGCGCAGAAAGCAGUAUGGAGAUGACUGGAGCGACGUUGACACGGAUGCCGAGGUCAAGAGCGAGCCUGACAGUGACUAUGAUAAGACUUGA